UACUUCCAUAUGCAAUUUUGUUGUGGUUGGAAAUAUUAGCAAAAGGUCUUUUUGGUUAUUUUGACAGUUAUUUGCUUCUUCGCUAUGAUGCGAGUCAUUUGGUAUGAGAGGUCUGAAUUGAUUUGUCGGUUUAUAUAUACAUACACAUUAAAAACCAGGAUAUUACGAUAGAAUUUAGAAUUAUUGAUGACCAUUUUGAUUCCGUUUCUGUCCUUUCCAGGUUGUUGUUCCUUUGACUUAGAUGAACCAUUCAAUGAUCUUGGCCUUUAAAAGAAAAUCACAUUACAAAGAACAAUACUCAAACGUUAAUUUGGCAGUUGCACUUGCUAAUGCAUGUCAACUCAAAGUAGGUCUACUAGAUGCUGACAUAUAUGGGCCAUCUGUUCCUACAAUGAUGAAUCUCCAGGGAAAGCCAGAAGUGAGUAAAGAUAUGAAGAUGAUCCCUGUUGAAAACCAUGGAGUUCGAUGUAUGUCCAUUGGGUUUCUUGUCGACAAGGAUGCACCAAUUGUAUGGAGAGGUCCUAUGGUAAUGAGUGCUCUUGAGAAAAUGACAAGAGGAGUUGCUUGGGGAGACCUUGAUAUCCUUGUUGUUGACAUGCCUCCUGGCACUGGAGAUGCUCAGCUGUCAAUAUCCCAAAGACUGCAGUUAUCUGGUGCCUUGAUUGUUUCAACUCCACAAGAUAUUGCAUUAAUUGAUGCACGUAGAGGGGCUAAUAUGUUCCGCAAAGUUGAAGUCCCUAUUCUAGGACUAAUUGAGAACAUGAGCUGGUUCAAGUGUCCUCAUUGUGGUGAAAAAUCUUACAUAUUUGGAGAUGGUGGUGUACAAAGGACAGCCAAGGAAUUGGAUAUGAAGUUUCUUGGAGAGAUACCUUUGGAGCUAGAUAUAAGGAGUAGUUCUGAUGAGGGCAACCCCAUAGUUCUUGCAGCCCCGAAUUCUGGAGUUGCAAAAGCAUACACCGAUGUGGCGGAAAAGUUAACCAAACAACUCAAGGAGUUGGCAGAGGAACGGCAACUAGGCCCACAGAUUAUGUUGUGAGAUGUCACAAUCUGGAGCUUCAUUAUAAGAUAACAAUGUGCCUAAAUUGCCUUCCAAAAUGGACAAUAGGUUUCAUCAUAUGCAGUUGAGGUACUUCUAAGAAGUUUGCUAAAUGGGAAAAGAAACAUAGCAAUAAUAGACGAGCAACAAGUGAUCAAGGACCCUGAAGGGUACAUGGACAAAGAUAUCUGUGCAUGUAAUAUAAUUUUUGGUAUUUAGAUUACGAGGUCAGGCUGGCGAAUUUGUUAUAUAAAAACCUAUGCAUGUAAAGCAACUGAUGAGGAUCAGAUUAGUUGUUUCCUUGUAACUGUUUUUGUAACUGAGUUAUUAAGAACAGUUGAGGUAGAAUUCCAAGAAAUUUAUUUUGAA
Messenger RNA from Musa acuminata AAA Group (dessert banana), 1405 nucleotides. RefSeq names its product iron-sulfur protein required for NADH dehydrogenase, mitochondrial-like. The record is from RefSeq and is a predicted model, not a curated record. The coding region runs from base 242 to 1036 and encodes 264 amino acids. Gene Ontology annotation, biological process: mitochondrial respiratory chain complex I assembly; iron-sulfur cluster assembly. The transcript has 7 exons. Lineage: Eukaryota; Viridiplantae; Streptophyta; Magnoliopsida; Zingiberales; Musaceae. Gene Ontology annotation, molecular function: ATP-dependent FeS chaperone activity; ATP binding; 4 iron, 4 sulfur cluster binding. Gene Ontology annotation, cellular component: mitochondrion.